AUGGUUCCUCCUCGUGCAUAUUCUUUCAUAUUCCUUAACAUUUUGCGUACUCUAGGCAUCAUCGCGCUGCUGCUUGUUUUCUCGUUGCGUUCCUUUGCUGCAUCUUCUAGCAGUCACUCACGACGGAACAGAAGUAACAUCGUUAUUCUCGUCCACGACGUUCAAGCCGUCAACCGCUUCCAGGCUGGCAGGACCCAGAUCAUCGAUGCCACCAACGCGACCGCAGAGGAAAUUCUGCAUGCUGACUAUAUCUUGGGCAGCACCGUACCCAACCAGGCUGCGGGCGUAUUCUGGGCUGUUCUCAAUCGUCUCUUAAUCAUCGCCCAAGUUAUCAUCCUGUUGCUGUCCGAAAUUGGCUGGCCAGCCGUGUUCUUCCAGCGUUUUUUCCCCGUUCUGGGAAAGGAUUUCGGUGUAGGAGCUUUGGGUCUCAUCCAAUGCUUGCUGGGUGCCGCUAUCCUGUCUCAUCGCGUCGACCGAUUCUCCCUUGUUGCUGCCUUUUUCAUGUUCUCGAUUGGAUGCCUCAACAUAUUCGUUGGCCUGAUCUUCCAAGAGUCCGCCAAAGCCAAACGCUCGUUUACCGAGUGGCGUGAACAAUCGAAAGGCGCGCUACCCACCCAUGUUGCAGGCGUCGACAUCCGUCCAACGCCACCAUCGAUCGUUUCCAACGUGUCCAGCGCAUUUUCUCGUGACGAAAAGGCACCUUCUUAUACGGGCAACGAAGGCAAGAUUGGGUUCGGAUUCGGGGUCCAGGGAGAGAAGGCUGUAGGUCUACGAGGUUAUCUCAUCUCCAAGCCGGUAGACUCUCUUCCCCGUUACACGCCAACUCGUUCGCAGGGUUCCUGA
Molecule: messenger RNA, 843 nt
Organism: Mycena indigotica
Lineage: Eukaryota; Fungi; Basidiomycota; Agaricomycetes; Agaricales; Mycenaceae
Exons: 5
Coding region: 1-843 (280 amino acids)
Source: RefSeq, a predicted model, not a curated record